GAGAGGGAGAGAGAGAAAGAGAGAGAGAGGAGGAGGCUGCCUGAAUGAUCUCAUCCCUCCAGCAGCAGCUGCAUAGCGCAGCGAGGCAAAACCCCGUAACUUUCUAUCAAACUUACCAAGUUGCCUUUCAGAGGAGGACGACACCACCGGGGCGUUUUAACGCGUCUGAACCGGAGCGAACACGUUUUACCGAGUAGCCCUAAAGGUGAGGAGGAAGAGCUGCGCAGUUUGUGUUCCUCCGGACUUAAAACAGCAACGAGUUGAAACAAAAGGAGGAAAAACACGCUUCCUAUCGUGUGUGUGACAUCCAGGAGCCUGAGGCAGAAAGCAGAGGAAAGGGUUGUUUAUUUGGAGUAAGACAAAUGCGGUGGCAGUGUCGACACAGUUGAAGAAGCAGUAUGCAGGCUUGAAAGCUGAAGAAGUGGGCUCGUCCCUUCACUUUUUUCUCUUCACUUGUUGAUCCAGACAAUCAACCUGCUCAUGAAGUCAGGGAGCAGCAUCCCAUCCCAGAGGCAGCCAUGUCUCCCUGCUAAGUGCCUUUAGCCUUUUUGCACUGGUGUCAUUACCAGCCUGAAGCAUCCGCCCAUGGAACGCACCGUUGGGGGUUCCGUCCCCGCCACUGAUGAGUUUUACACCCGCCACCUCCGUAUGGUCAAUGGAGGGACUGUGACGACCCGCACAGACAACGUCCACGCCACUGUGAGCACAGGAGUGCCUAAAAUGGGUGUACGGGCUCGGGUGGCUGACUGGCCCCCGAGGAAAGACCUUGCAGGUGUCAUGUGGCAGUCGGGUACAGAGCCUGAGAACUCUGGUGUGCCCUCUGCUGGAAAAAGUCACAUUAAGUUAGGCUCUGCAAUGAGCCCUCAGGACUCGUCAAUGCUGCGUAACAUUCACAACACUCUGAAGAAUCGAACCCAGGCCCAGGCAAACAACUACAGCCCCGACACCCGCUACCUAGCCCCAGGAGACUACAGAGGCCCCGCACAUAGAAACCGACAUAGACGCAUCCGUCAGCGCAGCAACAGUGACAUGACCAUUAGCGAGAUGGAAGGCAGCGGAGACAGUGGCGAGGACUGGGGACCAGCGUCGGGAGCCAAAUGGUCCCCUCUUCAUCGCGAAUAUGGUAGCACCUCCUCAAUAGAUCAGCAUGGAGCAGCUGGAGAGAGCUUCUUUGAAAUGCUUCGGGGCUAUCACGGGGACAAAGUUGACCAGCGUAGCCCUGCUCCAGAGACACUGGAGGACAUGCUGAAUGUCGGGCCCAAGCAGGCCAGCGUUGAUCUUCAGGAGGACGUCGUAGACAGCCAGCCUACUAAAGCCAGAGAUAAGCCCCCAAAGAGACGGACUAAAUCUGAGACAGGGGGUGAGUCUAUAUUCCGUAAACUUCGUAAUGUGCGGGGCGAGUCGGACUCCCCCAGAGCGGGGUCCGACGUAGAGGACAGCCGCACGGAGGACAUGGGUCCCCUGUUCAAGCCCUGGGUGUGUCAGAAAAGCUUCGCCCACUACGAUGUUCAAAGCAUGCUGUUUGACCUCAACGAAGUUACACAGUUGCGGCAGAUCGCAGGCAAGAGGAAAAACACCACCACGGGGGCAUCCGCUGCCGCUGUAGCCUCAGCCACCUCAACCCUCUCGUCCACACACAGCCUGCCUUACAGCUCCCCGAGCGGCAGCCAGGAGGAGCUCAGUUCGAGGGACAGUCCUGGUCUGGACGCCGGGGACGAACAGAGCAAUGAAAUGCUGCUGAGUUGCCCCUGCUUCCGCAAUGAGAUAGGCGCUGAUGGCAACGGGAGGCGUAGAUUGGGAGGGUAUCAUGGGCUUGUGGGUGGUGGAGCUGAGCUGAGUGGGGAAGGAAAUGUGUACGAAACAUCUGUGAGCACGCACUGCACUAAUGCUGGAGUAGCAGUGCUAGAGGGACCAAAGGAAGGCCCCAGCACGCUCAGCGAAAAGGGCAAACAAUACAUUGUGGAGCAUGUGGAUCUGGGAGCCUACUACUAUAGGAAGUUCUUCUACCUUAGGGAGCACUGGAACUAUUUUGGGAUGGACGAGGCGCUGGGUCCAGUGGCAGUGAGCUUGCGCAGGGAGAAGCUGGAGGAGGACAAGGAGCACGGCCAGCAGUAUAACUACCGCCUCAUCUUCAGAACCAGCGAGCUGACCACGCUUCGGGGUUCUGUCCUGGAGGAUGGAGUGCCUUCCACCUCGAAGCACGGCACCACCAGGGGGCUUCCCAUCAAGGAGGUCCUGGAGUACCUUCUCCCUGAGCUGGAUAUGUCCUGCCUCAGACUGGCCCUCAACACACCCAAAGUCACUGAGCAGCUGAUGAAACUGGAUGAACAAGGGCUGAGUUUUCAGGUGAAAGUGGGGGUGAUGUACUGCCGAGCGGGCCAGAGCACCGAGGAGGAGAUGUACAACAACGAGAUGGCCGGUCCCGCCCUGGAGGAGUUCCUCCAGCUGUUGGGGGAGAAGGUUCGCCUCAAGGGCUUCACCAAGUACAGAGCCCAGCUGGACACCAAAACGGAUUCCACGGGCACUCACUCCCUGUACACGACUUACAAGGACUAUGAGAUCAUGUUCCAUGUGACGACUCUGCUGCCUUACACACCCAACAACAAACAACAGUUGCUGAGGAAGCGCCACAUAGGGAACGACAUUGUGACCAUCGUGUUCCAGGAGCCCGGCUCUCACCCCUUCACCCCGAAGGCCAUUCGCUCUCAUUUUCAACAUGUCUUUAUCAUCGUAAGGGUGCACGAUCCCUGCUCUGACAACACAUGCUACAGUGUGGCUGUCACCCGUUCCCAGGACGUUCCCUCCUUUGGCCCACCAAUCCCCAAGGGUGUGACCUUCCCCAAGUCCACCGUCUUCAGGGACUUCCUGUUGGGCAAAAUCAUCAACGCCGAGAACGCAGCCCACAAGUCAGACAAGUUCGGUGCCAUGGCAACGCGCACACGCCAGGAGUAUCUUCGAGACUUGGCAGAGCGUCACGUGACCAAUACUCCAGUAGAACCCACUGGGAAGUUCCCCUUCAUCUCUCUGGCGCACAAACGGCGAGAGAAGGUACGUCCGUACAGUGGGGCGGAGCUGCGGAGCCUGGGGGCCGUGACCUGGCAGGUCCACGCUGAAGAUCAGGUAGCCGGCGCUGAACGCGAAUGCCUGUUGGCCAUUUCAAAUGACUUCAUCAUCCUGUUGGAUCAGGAGGCCAAAGCGGUCGUGUUUAACUGUGCCACGCGUGAUGUGAUUGGUUGGUCAACGGGGAGCCCCGCCUCUAUGAAGAUCUACUAUGAGCGUGGUGAGAGUGUGUCACUGCGCUCCAUCAAUAACAACACAGAAGAUUUUGGAGAGGUCGUCAAGAGACUGGAGCUGCUGACCAAGGGCACUCAGACCACAGAGAUGACCCUGCGCCGCAACGCCCUGGGCCAGCUGGGCUUUCACGUGAACUUUGAGGGCAUUGUUGCUGAGGUGGAGCCCUACGGCUACGCUUGGCAGGCUGGGCUCAGGCAGGGCAGCCGAUUGGUGGAGAUCUGCAAGGUGUCGGUGGCCUCGCUGUCUCACGAGCAGAUGAUCGACCUGCUUAGAACCUCCGUUACUGUCAAGGUGGUCAUCAUCCCCCCACAUGAGGACUCCACACCACGCAGGGGCUGCUCAGAAAUCUACCACAUGCCGCUGGUGGAUUACAAGAACCACAAGGAGGGCAUGCCCUACGAGUUAAAGUUCCCUUUCCGCCCCACCAACAACAACAACACCAAGUGGCCACGCACCUCAUCCAGCCCUCAAACACGAGCUGCUGGCACGGGGGGAACGCUGAUCAAGGCCCCGGCGCCAUCAGACUUCAGUAACUCUGCUGCUAUUCCCCGAAGUGUGUCCAGCGACGGGCGACCCGUCAACCCCAAAAGAUACUCCCCAGGGAACGACAACUACGCUCUCGCCUGCUCCAUCGUGAUGGGCCGCACGCUGCACAACACCAACUCCCCUUCCAGCGUCCCAUACACAGACACCACGAGCUCCAACCAGUGGAGGCAGAAGUCGAUGCCUGAAGGGUUUAAUAACAACAACUGCCAGUCGCCUGUGUCAUCUGUGCGGCAGGUGCCAGGUGAGGGGGUCAACGGGGUCAAAGCGGGCUCUAGCUCUGGUGUUGGAUGGUCCCGAACUGGGGAGAGGGACAAAACCAGUGCAGACACUGUGGUUUCCAAGGCAGUGGUUCCUCGACUCCAGGCGUCAGAGCAGGGCAGCCACGUGUCUCCUAACAAAAGCACUAAGCCGGACGCUCCGUAUUCAUCCAGCCAGUCUAGCAGCAACACGCUCUCGAGCAACGCCUCCAGCUCCGCCCACAGCGACGAGAAGUGGUACGAAGUCGGCUCACGUUCAGGAGUGCGGAGCGACCUCGAGCUCAAUGGCUACCUCCAGGGCACCUCCACCGACAGCGGCAUCGACGCCACCUCCUUCACCGCCACACAAAGCAGCACAGCUUCCUCCACUGGUGCCUUCAGGGCCAAAGACAAAAUCCCAUGGCAGGAUGACACAGCAGGCAGCCAAGGGGCCACGGACUCUUCAGCCCCGUCGCCAGACUCUCUUGUCGCCAUCGGAGGCAGCGAGGUCCCAGCGAAGAGUCCAACAGCCUUUCCCCUGGUUCCUGAUAACGGCUCCUACAGCCUGAGUGACGCCGCCUCACACUCCAGCACACUCAGUUCUGGCCACUCGGGGAGUCCGAUGGACCAGGGGCAAGACGAGGCAGCUGCCGCGGCCACCUCACCCACAUCACCGGGGUCCAAGAGUUUCUACCCUCGGCAAGGAGCGACCUCCAAGUACCUGAUUGGCUGGAGAAAACCUGGGGGGACCGUCAACUCUGUGGACUUUGGCAGCACUCGCAAACGGCACCAGAGUGAUGGUCUUCUGGGAGGUCAGCCGCAGCUCAGGGCCAAUCUCCGGGGCUCCCAGUCUCCUCAGCGGCACACCGCCAAGUCCAGCCUGGAAGAAGACUUGAAGAAGCUCAUCACACUUGACAGCCCUCCACCCACUACGAGUGAAGAGAAGCCGUUGUUUCCGGGUCCGCCGCCCGUUCGUCGCUCCCUCCAGAGAACCCUGUCAGAUGAGAGUAUUUACAGCGGGCAGAGGGAGCCAUCCUCCAGUGGACAGCGCGACACGCCAACUGACCUUCUGUUCAGCUGCUCCACAAUUCCACGCUCACCCACCGCUCGCCAUGGACCAAGCCGGCGAGCAUCACACAAAUCCCUGGGAGACCUGUCAGCCCCAGAGAGCUCAGAGGAGCAGGAGAGGAAGAGGCAGCAGCUGCAGGACGCCGUCCUCAUGCCCCUGCCUGACUCUGGGGCAGAUGGCCCGCUGGACUGGGCCCACCUGGUAGACGCUGCCAAGGCCUUUGAGGAGCAGAGGCUGGUCUUCCUAGCAGCCCAAGAGGAGAGCUCCAUGGCUGAGAGCGCAGCAGCCACCAGUCCCCAGCAGGCUGAGCCUCAGGCAGCCCCGCUGAGACAGCCCUCGCCAGGAGAGACUCCUGCCUGCCUGAUGGGGAAGGUCAGCCAGCUGGAGUCAAUGGUGAAAGUGCUACAGGAGGACUUGAAGAAGGAGAAGGAUGCCAAGGCGUCGCUGCAGGCUCAGAUCCAGGGCCUGCGCGAGGACAACCAGCGUCUCCUGGAAGAGUCCUACAGCGCCUCAGCCAAGCUCAAGAAGUUCACAGAGUGGGUCUUUAACACCAUCGACAUGAACUGACGCGCUCAGCUGCAGACUGCUCUACAUUAGGAGUUUGACCACUACUCAAGCUGAUCUGAAACUUCAGUGCUGCACACACACACAAAACAGAAUUACUUACAAAAACUCACAACGUGAACUGUUUCUCUCGGGCUUUUACAAACCAGUGCCAACAUGGACUUACACGUCUUCAGCCUUGGGGAUCUGUGGUAUAAUCACCAUGAAAGACUUCUUGGGAAAGAACAGGGGACUAGAAGAAAAAAGAGCAGCGGUGCGACUGUACGUCAGUUUUGAUCAGCAUGCACUCCCUUCCUUAGAACUUCACAAAUAUGAUGCUUUGUGUCCGAUCUAAUGGAUUGUCGGUACCCCCUGCAUGUCGGAGACGGCAAGCAACUAACCUAAAGGGAUUUAACAGUCGCUGUCCCCAUUUAUCUCCCCUGCUAACCUAAUUACAAGCGAACAGAUUUCCAAUUAAAAAGCUCCAACACAAUUUAAAAUGUGUUCCUCCCAUGCAAGAGUUGAUGAAAAUAGUCCUCUAAUAGAGGAUUACACUUUCUAAGGAUUAAGUGAUAGUGUGUUGUAAAUGAAUUGCUGUUCAAUUUCCCAUUUCAGUGAUAACACUGAUUAUUUUUUAUUACUAACCAAAAGAAAAGAAGCUAUAUGAGAUGAUGGGAGAAGCUAUGCUUAGCAGUGUAGGUAGGUAGAUACAGACAGACAGACAGACCCUCUGCACAGCACAUAACUGUAAACACUGUAAGGUCAAGUCUGUAAUGUAAUAAGAAGUGUUGAACUUCUAGAGGGUUAAAAGCAAGUAAAACUUGUAAAGGACUACUGGUGGUCACAAGCUGAUGAAAAGAAUAUAUAUUGUAAAAUCACAGAACAAUAUGGGUGCCAUAAAGAUAGAGAUUGACAGUUCAGUGUCACUUAUUCAGAUUAUUGUAAAUAUAUGAUGUUAACAUUUAUUUUCUCACCUCUGCCCUUGAUAUAUGUAAAGAAGAGUAUUUAUGACAAAGAUGAUGGCCAAGAAAAGAAAAACAGUUGUAUGCAGUUAGAGAUCUGCAUGUACUUAUAAUGGUCAGUCUCCUAUAUGAGAAAAAAUAUAUGAACUUUAACUCUAAACUGAGUUUUCAACAGGAGAAAGCUAACUUUUGAUCCAAAAUACUAAUUCUUGUGUUUUUUGAAACCGUUAAUGCAGUGGAUUGAUUGACAGCGCCACCUAUUGUUAACAUGUCCUCCAUCCAUAGCAUGCUAAAAUCUGAUCCUUCUUCUCUCAAUGGAUUAAAUCGGUACUGUUCAAUAUGUGAUUACAUAUUAAGAUAUUGUGUAAAUCCUGAAAUUCCAGCUACAGAGUUCUCUGUAGUGUGUAAAUCUGCUUGUCAGCCCGAAUUGAAUCUGUAGCUGACCACACAAAGUCCUUAUUUAAGCCUCAUAACUGUUUCCUUUUCUACUCAGAUACUGUGUAGCUGUACAUAAGGAGAAUUUGAUAUUCAUCAGAAUUUGCACCUUCAUUUUUAUUUUUUAAAAUUAUUUUUUGAUGUAUUUCUGCUUUAUUGGCUAGGAUAUAGGAGAGUGAAUGGAGCAAUAUGAAAGAUAAAUGGGGAGAGACAUAAGACAGGACAAAGACCAUGAGUCCCAGGCCCCUAGCACAGCAGAUCGCCCCUGCCACCUUCAUUCUUAACAUGUGUGACAGCAUGUGAUUCUGUUUCCAUUGAGCUGUGAUGUGUAAAAAUGUUUAUAUCUAUUAAAGAUAUUUUGUUGAAUUACA
Messenger RNA from Sebastes umbrosus (honeycomb rockfish), 7456 nucleotides. Its product is annotated as signal-induced proliferation-associated 1-like protein 1. The transcript is spliced from 21 exons. Gene Ontology annotation, cellular component: cytoplasm. Gene Ontology annotation, biological process: regulation of small GTPase mediated signal transduction; activation of GTPase activity. NCBI's taxonomy places the organism in Eukaryota, Metazoa, Chordata, Actinopteri, Perciformes, Sebastidae. The coding region runs from base 586 to 5712 and encodes 1708 amino acids. Gene Ontology annotation, molecular function: protein binding; GTPase activator activity. The record is from RefSeq and is a predicted model, not a curated record.